UCCGCGCGGAGGAGUGUGGGAACGGCUUCCCUGGAUCCCGCUCUUGGUAACGGCUCCGGGCGCAGCGGUCUGGCCUGAGAAGACCGAGGCGUAGUAGAUUCGCACAAAGGCCGCGUCUUCCUUGGGCUUUACGCGUGGUCACCCCCAUUCCCCUCAACGUGAGGUGUAAAUGAUGCAAAAUGUGCACCUGGCUCCAGAGACAGAUGAAGAUGAUCUUUAUUCUGGUUACAAUGACUACAAUCCAACCUAUGAUACUGAGGAAUUGGAGAAUGAUACAGCUUUUCAGCAAGCUGUGAGAACUAGUCAUGGCAGAAGACCUCCAAUAACUGCUAAAAUACCAAGCACGGCAGUUACUAGACCCAUAGCUACUGGAUAUGGGUCCAAGACAUCUCUGACAUCAUCAGUGGGAAGACCAUUGACAGGAACUAUCCAGGAUGGAGUUAGUAGACCUAUGACAGCAGUGAGAGCAGCUGGUUUUACCAAAGCAGCUUUGAGAGGUUCUGCAUUUGACCCCCUUGGUCAGUCAAGGGGCCCUGCGCCUCCUUUGGAAGCCAAAAACGAAGAUAGCCCAGAAGAAAAGAUUAGACAAUUAGAGAAGAAAGUAAAUGAGUUGGUAGAAGAAAGCUGUAUUGCCAACAGUUGUGGAGACUUAAAAUUGGCCUUAGAAAAGGCAAAAGAUGCUGGAAGAAAAGAGAGAGUACUAGUAAGACAACGAGAACAGGUUACAGCUCCAGAAAAUAUCAAUUUGGACUUGACUUAUUCGGUUCUUUUCAAUUUGGCCAGCCAGUAUUCAGCUAAUGAAAUGUAUGCCGAAGCACUAAACACGUAUCAAGUGAUAGUGAAAAAUAAGAUGUUUAGCAAUGCAGGAAGAUUGAAAGUGAAUAUGGGAAAUAUUUAUUUAAAGCAAAGAAAUUACUCCAAAGCCAUUAAAUUCUACCGGAUGGCAUUAGAUCAAAUUCCAAGUGUCCAUAAAGAAAUGAGGAUUAAAAUAAUGCAGAACAUUGGAGUUACGUUUAUCAAAACUGGUCAAUAUUCAGAUGCAAUUAAUUCGUUUGAGCACAUAAUGAGUAUGGCGCCAAAUCUGAAGGCAGGCUUCAACCUAAUUCUUAGUUAUUUUGCUGUUGGAGACCGUGAAAAAAUGAAGAAGGCAUUCCAAAAAUUGAUUGCUGUUCCUUUAGAAAUUGAUGAAGAUGAUAAAUACAUUUCACCAAGUGAUGAUCCCCAUACUAACUUAGUGAUUGAAGCUAUAAAAAAUGAUCAUCUAAGGCAAAUGGAACAUGAGAGGAAAGCCAUGGCAGAAAAAUACAUCAUGACAGCUGCAAAACUCAUUGCUCCUGUAAUAGAAACAUCUUUUGCCGUGGGUUAUGAUUGGUGUGUUGAAGUUGUGAAAGCUUCUCAAUAUGUAGAGCUAGCAAAUGAUCUGGAAAUAAAUAAAGCAGUUACAUACUUGAGACAAAAGGAUUUUAACCAAGCUGUAGAGACCUUAAAAAUGUUUGAAAAGAAAGACAGUAGAGUGAAAAGUGCUGCUGCAACCAACCUUUCAUUCCUGUAUUAUUUAGAAAAUGAAUUUGCACAAGCCAGCAGCUAUGCUGAUUUAGCUGUGAACUCUGAUAGAUACAAUCCAUCAGCUCUUACAAAUAAAGGAAAUACAGUUUUUGCAAAUGGUGAUUAUGAGAAGGCUGCUGAAUUCUAUAAGGAGGCUCUGAGAAAUGAUUCUUCUUGUACAGAAGCACUUUAUAAUAUUGGCCUUACCUAUAAGAAGCUAAACCGGCUAGAUGAGGCUUUGGAUUGUUUCCUGAAACUUCACGCAAUCCUACGAAACAGUGCCCAAGUUCUUUACCAGAUAGCAAAUGUAUAUGAAUUAAUGGAGGAUCCAAAUCAAGCUAUUGAAUGGCUGAUGCAACUGAUCAGUGUUGUUCCAACUGAUUCUAGAGCUUUGUCUAAACUAGGAGAAUUAUAUGAUGGUGAAGGAGAUAAAUCCCAAGCUUUUCAGUAUUACUAUGAGUCAUAUAGGUAUUUCCCUUCUAACAUUGGGGUCAUUGAGUGGCUAGGAGCCUAUUACAUUGACACACAGUUUUGUGAAAAAGCCAUUCAGUACUUUGAAAGAGCUUCUCUUAUCCAGCCUACACAAGUGAAAUGGCAGCUGAUGGUAGCUAGUUGUUUCAGAAGAAGUGGUAACUAUCAAAAAGCAUUAGAUACUUAUAAAGAUAUUCACAGAAAAUUUCCAGAAAAUGUUGAAUGUUUGCGUUUCUUGGUUCGUCUCUGCACAGAUAUCGGAUUAAAAGAAGUUCAAGAAUACGCAACAAAACUCAAGAGAUUGGAAAAAAUGAAAGAAAUAAAGGAACAGCGCAUAAAAUCUGGCAGAAAUGGCAGUGGAGGUUCCCGUAGCAAAAGAGAGGGAAGUGCUGGCAGUGCUUUUUGGAAUACGGAAUUAUAGAUGAGGAAUCAUGGACCUAUACCAAAAAUGUUCGUUACGACCAAGAAGUCAACAGAGAAGGCAUUGCACGUCAAUUAAAAGAAACUUCGGAAGAUUUACCAGACCAACUCAAUGCUGCUACCUUACUCAUAGAAAGCAGAAAUACCUGAUAUGAGCUGUCUUGAAAUUGAGUGUUCCUUUAAGGAGAUAAUCAUCUUGAGUGACCCCUAAGGAAUUGUUAAUUAUCUGAUAAAAUUAUAGAACCAGCUUUACCACCCUGUAAGAAUCUUAAACUUCAUUUUGAAAAUCUUAAUUUCAGUAUAACCAAUGAAUCCCUCCAAAACAUCAGCAACCUUAGGUUAAGUUCACAGAGCUUUCUCUGGGUAAUAUUUAAGUUAAUGAAAUGUUGCCAGUGUUAACCACUAAAUCUGAGACUGAGUUACCCAGAUGUCUUCACCUUUAAAACCUGAUUCAGGACUGACUUCCUAAUGAGAUGCUGGAACCUCCCUUAAAAAUUGAAUAGGUUGAUGCUGUCCCGGAGACUAAAGGCACAGUUUCCAGCGUACCACUCCAAGAAAGUGUCCCACAGCAGACUCAGAUGUCUGCCUCUCAGAUAAAGCAGUGAGGUGUGCCUCAGAGGCCGCUGGGUACCAGAUCCUUUGACAUGAAUGGAUAGCUUCUUAAGGCAACCUUCCACACACACACACAAACCAAACUCAUUGCUGUCCAGUCAAUUCCAACUCAUAGUGAUCCUGUAGGAGAGAGUAGAAUUGCUCCAUAUGGUUUCCAAGGAUUUGAACUGCCAACUUCUUGGUUAGCAGCCAUAGCUCUUAACCACUAUACCACCAAGGCUUCCACCUUUCACACCAAAACAAAAAACCAAACCCAGUGCCAUCGAGUCAAUUCCGACUCCUAGUGACCGUAUAGGACAGAGUAGAGCUGCCCCAUAGAGUUUCCAAGGAGCAUCUGGCGGAUUCAAACCGCCGACCCUUUGGUUAGCAGCCGUAGCACUUAACCACUACACCACCAGGGUUUCCACCUUUCACACAUACUCUUUAAAUCAUAUGUGCCUCAGAACUAACAGGAAGAGUCUUUGAUAAACAGAAUGAGAGGGCUUCACCUGAGCUGGAAUUGUCCUCCAAAGUUAAGUCCUAGGUCAGUGAAGCAAAUACUGAUGAUGUAUGAAAGGUAAGGUUGCCCCGGAUCUGAUACCAAGGCAUAAAAGAGAGGUCUUUCUGAGAAAACUUCACCCCUGGUCUUGGCCUUCCCUCACUACUACUUCUUUUACCAAUUUUCAUUGCUCCCAUCUGGUCCAUUUCAGUCCAACACAAACAGCCAAUCCUCAUGCACAAAUGAACUCUAUUCUCACAAGAGGGGAUUUUGGAGUAGAAACUGCAUGCUGUUGAGGCAUAUUUACAAGGAGAGUUUCUUGUUACUUGGUUCUCUUGGCACAAGUGUAAAGAGCUAAACAGUCCCUUCCAGGUAUGCUUUUUUCUUUUUUUUUUUUCCCUACUGCUUACCUUUUUAUUCCUUACUUCCUGACGCUUGGAACUGCGUGUCAUCCCAGACUUCUGCACUUUCAUCUCACAGUCCAGGUUUGAGCUCCUCUUUUGGUGAAUGUUGCUAGUGCCAUCCCGACACUUGUCUCCUUCCUCUGGUUUUUGGCAUAGGCUACACCAAGGCCAUUCUCAGGCUUCAAAGCAGGAAAGCGCCAUAUUGUUUAUUCUUCUCUCUCUUUCUCCUUCCUUCUGCCUUGUGGGGCCCCACCCCAGGGCCCAGUAUAGCAUAUUAUCGAUGCCUACCUGUCCUCGCCUCUGUGUUCCUCCCCACCCAUCACCACACCAGUCAUUCUUGCUUGGUGGGCAGCAUUCACUGAUCCAUUUAUAAUAUCCCUGUUCAGGAGUUCCCAGUACAAAUUUACGUGUCAAAAGUAUCCUCAAUCUUACCUGUCUUCCACUUCUAACCUGUGAGAUCUAGACAGUCACAUUUAUAUUUUAACAUGGAAAUAUUGGGUCACCCUGGAGGCACAGUGGUUAAGAGCUCAGGCUGCUAACCAAAAGGUCAGCAGUUCAAAUCCACCAGCCUCUCCUUGGAAACCCUAUAGGGGAGUUCUGCUCUGUUCUGUAGGGUUGUUAUGAGUCAGAACCGACUCAACAGCAACAGGUUUUUUGUUUGUUUGUUUCCUAUCUGGAUUAGAUUCACAGUUCAGGUAGGAGAAAGGGGCAGUUACUUUUAUAUGAAUCCAAGUUAGGCCUGUCUUAAUUAAGCUAGUAUAAUAUGGUCAAACAAAUGCAGAUUUAUUGAUCUCACAUUCUUAGAGUGCCUACAACUAGAUUUUUAAAGUAUUUCCUAGGACAAGACCCUACAGAAUUUUAAUUAAUACAUCAGAAUUAUUAACUUAUAUAACAGCUAUCUCUGAAAUGCAUGCGAGCCUUUGAAAAUUGGUCUUUUUGGUGGAUCAGACUAACCUCAUAGAAACCUUAUCUUUGCUGCUAAUUUAUAUAGUACAGGUAGUCACUGGAUUACAAACGAGUUCCAUUCCUAAAUCUGUGUUUAAGUCGAUUGUACAUAAGUAGAAACAGGUACAGUUCAUGUCUAACAUCAUUUAGUCAAUGUUUGUCUACACUAAAACAUCUUUAACAUAAUAAUACAGUAUAAUAAUAAUAAUGUUUUGAAGCAACAUCCCAAAGUAGCCCAUGUUUGUUAUUACAAGCCAUUGUAUAUACCUCACAUUUUUAAUAUAAUAGGCUUUAGAGGGGCUGGUUCGAACCGUGAGUUGUACGUAAGGUGGGCAUUUGUAAACCGAGGACUACCUGUAAUCUUUUCUGUGUGAUAACUGAACCUCAGCUCCCUUCCUCACCAGUGGUUCUCUCACUUUAGCAUGUAUCAGAAUUACCUAAAGGCCUAUUAAAACAGAUUGCUGAAUCCCAACCCCAGAGUUUCUGAAUCAGUAAGUCUGUGAUAGGGUUCAAGAAUUUGUAUUUCUAACACGCUCACAGGUGAUGCUGAUUCUGCUGUUCCUGGGAACCACUGCUUUAUAUUAAAUGAGAUAAUGUGUUGUAGGGUGUAUAAAAAGAUAGCAACUACCAUUCCACCACAUCCACAUUCACAGUAUGUGACCCUCUGUAGUCAUCCAGGCUCUGGUUCAAGCCACCAGCCUCAGACCCUGGCUCUGUCACUGUUUCGUGUUCUGUCUUUGAAAAGUGACUUGUAACUUUUCUAAAGCUUCAGUAAGACAGUUUUAUUAAAUGAAGCAAUCCACGGAAUGUGCUUAACACAAUGCCUGGCAUAUACUGGAUGCUGAAUGAAUGUUGGUGAUUAAGGGCUCAGCUGCUAACCAAUUCCAAUCCACCCAGUGGCUCUGAGGGAGAAGAGACCUCAAGAUUUGCUCCCAUAAAAGAUUAUAGCCUAGGAAACUCUGUGGGGCAAUUCUACUCUGUCCCAUGGGGUCACAGUGUGUCAUAUUUGACUGAUGGCACCUAACAACACCAAAUUAUUAUUACUAUUUUAUACAAAUUGUGUUGAAAAGGAAUAGUGCCUGGUUUAGAAUUUUCAGUAUUCAUUGCAGAAUUUUCAGCAUUUGAGUUUGUUUUUAUACAAUUAACUUGAAAUGAAAUGAGCUUGUUUUAUUUAACUACUUGAAGUGGAAAUGCAGCUCAGUCCCAAAACAUCAGUCAAUUCAGAAAAAUAAAUAAGUAAAAAUAAGCCAUACUGAAAGCUUCCAAAAGUGCAGGUAUAUUCUAUGGUUUCAGAGUCUUGGUAGUCAACAAUAUAGUGUCCAUGAAUAAAAUAGAUGAGCAGAAUAACUAUACUCCUUCUUGUUGCACUGGGGCAUUUAAAAGGCAAGAAAGCCACAGAACACAUCUCCUUCCCAUGUGUAUCUGUUCACUCAGGAGAAUGCCAUUUCUUGUACAGCAUUUUCUACUUCAGCAUGAUAGUUGCAUUUUGUGACUUAUUUUGGGUACUGUGUUACUAAGAUUUCAUUUUAAAAUUGUUUUUCCUUUACUUUUUGUGAUUUUUAAUGGUUUGCUGUAUUUUUUAGUUUGUUUUUUAUUAUGUCUUGGGUGUGAACUUUUCCUAUUAGAAUGUAUCUCUUAAUUUUAUAAUGAAAAGAAUUUUACAAUGAAAUUCACUGGGAUACCAUGACUCAGUGAAGCGAAAUUCACUUUACAGUCAACUUUUUGAGGAACAUCUAUUUUAUAAAGUAUAUUGUAACCGUGUUUUAUUUUUUAAAAAUUAAAGUGUUACUUUAAGGGUGAGCAAGUUCUUUGAUUAGAAUACCUUUUCACAGUUUUGCUGGGCCUUGAUGGUGUCACAAACAAGGAACAACUUAAAGCAGUUCCUAAUUCAUGGCAGCGGCCCAGUAUAGGUUAGUGCAGUUAUUAUUGUUCCUAUUUGUCAAAAGGAAUACAUGGAAGUACCUGCAGUUUAGUGUCCACAUAUAAUAUGAGGAUCCAUAUUACCUCUUCUAGACAUAUGACUUUUGAGUUGUCAUUUUCAGUGUUUUUCCUAUUGCGAUAGGGUCAUGAAGAUAAAUAUGAACAAAUGUACCACUGUCUGACAAUGAAGUUUUUAAAAAAUGACUUUUGAAACAAAUAUGUUAGAAAAUAUAUAUACAAAUGAGUGUUGGUUUUCGAAGUUACCAACUUAGAAACCUGAAUAUUUAUUCCAGUAAUGCUACUAUUAAUAAAACAUUUGUGAAAUUCCUCUUUUAAAAUUGCAGUCAGAGUCAAAUUAUUAAAAACACAGGAAAUCCAGUCACAAAGUUUUACAGGGGUGUGCGCGUAUGUGUGUGUAUGUAUGUAUGCGGUGGCACAGUGGUUAAGAACUCAGACGGCUAACCCAAAGGUCAGCAGUAUGAAUCCACCAGCUGUUCCUUGGUAACCCUGUAGGGCAGUUGUACUCUGUCCAAUAGGGUCGCUAUGAGUUGGAAUCGACUCAACAGCAACGGGUUUGAUUUUUUUGGUUUUUUGUAUUCAUAUACAUACAUACUCUAUCAGUUCUUUUUAUCCCCUUUUUUCCUCUCUACCUUUCUGCCUUUACAUCAGCAAAGAGGCAUUUGUCAAGUUCCUGACCAAGUGGGUUCUCAGUGAACACCAACUCCCUUCCAGCUUCUUCUCUACCCUCUUUAUAUGCCAGGCUCUGAGUUACACAUUUGGGAUACAAAAUAGAAUAAAUGAUAGUCUUUGUCCCUCUGGAGCCUUGAGCUUAGCUGUAAUGUAUCCACUUGGACUCCUGUGAUUACUCAUUUUUCUAGACUUUUUUUUUUCAAGUCCCUUCUUUGCUGCCUUAAAAUCUCUAUCUUCAUUCUUGCUUUUCCCUGUUUUCUUGUCAUGUUUGCUAGGACUAAUUCUCCCAUUUAUGCUUUGGUUCUUUCAUUGCUGAAUCAAUUCUCUGAUUGCUCACGUCUUCACUGACUCCCUCCACAGACUUUCCCUCUCUUCAGUUGAGUGUUGCCUAUUACGGUAGCUCAGAAGGUCAACUUUUCCAUUUUUGACCUAUUCACAUUAGCUGUUUUGUUGGGUAAUCAGUUAGAUCAAUGAAAUAGGUGAGGGGUGAAGUGAAGCUAAGAAUCGCAGCUUUGGCAGUGUAAGAAUGAGCUGAAAUUUUCAAAGGUCUAAAAUUACAUGAUGAUUAUGUCAUUUGUGUUGAUGAUGCCAUGUCGAAGUCCUAACCCCCAGAACCAGUGAAUGUGACCUUAUUUGGAAAUACGGUCUUUGAAGAUGUGAUUAAGUUAAGACGAAGUCAUACAGGAUUAGGGUGGGUCUUAGUCCAGUGACUAGUAUUCUUAUAAGUGUAGGGAAAUAAGGGCACAGACACAGGACACACAAGGAGAAUGCAAUGUGACGGCAAAGGCAGAGACCGGAGUAAUGCUUCCAUAAGCCAAGGAAUACCAAGGAUUGCCUGCAACUACCAGAAGCUAGAAGAAGGGCAUAGACAGAUUCUUUCUCUGAGCCCUCAAGAAGGAAGGAACCAUGCUGCACCUUGAUUUCAGACUUCUACCCUCUAGAACUGGGAGAAAACAUUUCUGUUGUUUUAAGCCACCCAGUUUAUGGUACUUUGUUAUGGCAGCCCUGGGAAACCAAUAAGGAGGGUACUUUGGUAUGCUGCCCCAUAACUUUGGAAAGGGGCAGAGGCAAAAGAAGAUCAGCUUCCUCAUAAUAAGAGGUUAGGUCAUUUGUGCGUCAGGCUAUAGAAUACUAGAAGUAAAUUUGGCAGUAGAUUCAUGCUAAAGGUCUCAAAGGUGUGGUCUGAUGCUCUUCAGUAUCUUCAGGUGUAAACAAAAAUUUUCUCAUGUUUAUGGAAUGUGAGUAGAUUUUUCUUAGUGAUUACAUCUUGUUAUCUUGUUGUUAUUAGCUGCCAUUGAGUUGGCCCCUGACUUACGGUGACCCCAUGCACAACAGAAGGAACUGCUUCCCAGUCCUGCAUCAUCCCUAUGAUUGGUUGUGGAUCAUAAGGUUUCAUUGGCUGAUUUUCAGACGUAGAUUGCCAGGCCUUUGUACUCAGUACAAAGCAUCAUUAAAAAAAAAAAAAAAAACCCACUGCUGUUGAGUCGAUUCCAACUCAUAGCGACCAUAUAGCAUCACGGCAGCACACAAAUCACCACUGACAGAUGGGUGGUGGCUGCACAUGAGGCUUCACUUGCUUGGAAUCAAACUCAAGUCUCUAGCAUAGAACCCCUGAACCACCAUUGCCCUCAGAUUGCAUCUUGUUGUUGUUGUGAGGUACCAUCAAGUUGGUUCCAACUUACAGCGACCUGUUGAACAGAGUAGAACUGCCCCGUAGGAUUUCCAAGGAGUAGCUAGCUGGUGGAUUUGAACUGCUGACCUUUUGUAUCUUAGAAGGUGCUAAAUUGAGUAUCGCCUCGGGGAUGGAAGAGAGAAAGGCAAAAAAUAACCUUUUUAAAAUGUCUACUGGAUAAUGUAAUCAGAGCUUAUAACCCACCAAAAGAGAAUUAUUUAAGAAGAUAUUUGAAAGCGUAAGGUCCACUAUGUUUGUAAUUAUAUUUAGAGGAAUGGGAAAAAUUUGUUAGAAGGUUCAAUUUGGAUAGCACUCUCAAAAAAUAUGAAACUGAUAGAGGACAGUUAAUAGUCUUCCUGGCUUAAGAGCAGGAGGAUGUCAAAGAGUUAUGUAGUAAUUAGUGGACCUUCAAGUCUAAAAAGGCUAUUUGAUUUUUCAACUGAGAUAGCAUCAGUACACUGCUGGAGGUAAAAAUCAGAUUACAAUGAUUUAACAGUAAAGUAGGCUACUGGGAAGUGGAGAAGAGGAUAUAAACUUUUCUUUCAUGUAUGGUGAUAAAUAUAUUCACUAACCAAUAGUGAAAGAAAUGCAAACUAACCUAUAAAAUAAGCAAAAGUUUUUUUAAAGAAUAGUUUUCAGGGAUAGCAAGGAUAAGAUGAGAUGGGCAUUCUUUAUAAACUAAACAUGGCUGGUGGGAAUUUAAAGUGGUGUCCCAUUCUGGGAAUCACUUUGGUAAUGUUUAUCAAGACCUUUAAAAUGUCCAUACCCCCUGAUAAGAACCUAUUUUAAAGAUAAAAUCAGAUUCAGACAGAAUUAUGUACAGACAUGUUGAUGGUAUUUAUGAUAGGAAACAUUGGAAAUAAAUGCUUACCUGGAGACAGUCCCAGGUCAAGCCAUCCCCUCUAAAAUUAUACCCCCUGCUGCAAUUAUUGCAGGCUCCCUUCUCCUCCUCUGGAAUGAGAUGCUGGUCGUACUUUCUCGUCUGAUCUUCAGGGGGCUUGGGAGCACCAAAGCCUUAGAUCAUUUCAUAUAACAGCUUCCAGAGAUGAUAGAAUUUCUGAGACACAGUCUUAUUUGCAAGUAGGGCAUAAUGAGUAAUGGCAAUUACACAGUGAGAUUUUCCUUUUCACUUUCCUCUAAACAAAAUAAUGUUCAUUUAAAUGCAUAGAGAAAUUAAUAAAAUGAGAAAAAUUCAGGAAAAGAAGUUAUUUUUAUUGGGUUUUUAAAAUGUGUUAUAGUGUGACAUCACGGGAAUUGUAAUUAAUAGUAAAUGUUUAAGGAGAGUCCCCCAGACAGACUGUAAAGUACCUCUAAAGACUGCGUGCUGUGGCUGCUUCUGCCUCCAUCAUGGGUGAAACAGCUUAGGGUGCAGAGUAGCAGCACAAUUAAUACUCAUUAGAAUUUUUAAAUAUCUUGGUAGUAUUAAAGAUUUUUUUUUAAUUUGUGUUUUUUUCUUAUUUUCAUUACUCAUGUGAAUGUAUUAUGUACUUAAUGUUGCAAAAUCACUGACUUUUAAUCUGAUAAAAUCUCUGCAUAUAAUUUGUUCAAAGUAAUAACAAAAUGAAGUGCAUUGCUUUUAGUCUUCUCUUUGCAGUUUUUAAAAUUCAGCUUUCAAUUUAUCUACCACUCUAAAACACUUUCAUGCUCUUGACUGUAUUCUUUCUAAAUAAGCAAUGACUGUCUCCCUUUGGAAGCUAAAUGCAUUUUUUAUUUGACGAGAAUAUAUGGUGAAAGUUUAUGUAGUCAGCCUCCAAACCUUACUUCAUUUGCUUCUUGCAUAGAGCCUGUGUUAUAAAACUCACUUUCUCACAAAAAAAGAGCUUCUCAUAUUUAAAACCUGUAGUAUUCUCAAAUGUCACAAAUAGGUCACCUUCUUAGUAGGAGCUGCCUUGUAAAAACAUCAGUCAAGGCCAGAUGUAAUCUCUUACCAAGCAGAAAUUUUGUGAGGUUUUUUCCCAAGUCUCAAGAUUGGGAACUUGGUAAUAUGACAAGAGGGUCUAACCUGUUCUGAGGAUAGAAGAGGUGGCUAAAACAUAGCACUGUGAAAAUAAAUCAGGAAUUCACUUUGUCAGGAUGUUUAACUGUCAUUAUUAACACGGUCACAUUCCAUAGUCACCCAGGCCAUGAGACUGGAGACAAUAAAUGUCUGUUCUUUAAAGCCACCAACUUUGUGGUAUUUUGUAAUGGCAGUUUUAAGAUACUCACUGUCCAAACUCAAACUAUCUAGACUCAGGAAUCAGAUUCACAUAGUGGGUAAUAUUUGCAUAUUCUAAGUAUGACAAAGGAAUAGAAGACUAUAAAAAUGGCUAGGCAGAUUGGAAAAAGCCAAAUAGUACUUCCAGAAAUGAAAAUACAAUUUAAAUUAGAAAGUCAAUAGAUGGGUUUAAAGCAGAUGUUGGCAAACUGCAGCCAUAUCCUGCCCAGGCUACCACUUGUUCCAAUAAAGCUUUAUUGAAAGACAGCCAUGUUCACUCCUUUAUUGUCUCUGGCUGCUUUCCUGCUGCAAUGUCAGAGUUAAGUAAUUGCAACAGAGACCAUACGACAUGCAUAUCAUAAAAUAUUUAUUGUCUGUCUCUUCACAGAAAAAAUUUGCCAACCCUAAAGAGCAGAUUAGAUCAGAUGGAGAGAGUUUAUGAACUGGAAGAUAUAGCUGAAGAAAUUACCCAGAAUGCAGCACAGAGAGUCAGAGUGAUAGAAAAUGAGAAGUUAAGAGACAUGAAGGAUGUAGUGAAAAGUUCUAACAUACAUUUAAUUAGAAAGAACUGGGGAGAGCAAUAAUCAAGAAGAUAAUGGCUAAGAAUUUUUUAGAAUUGAUGAAAUCCUCAUUUACGAAGCGAAAUAAAUUUCAAGUGGAAUAAAUAAAGUAAUAUUAUGUGCAUCAUUGUCAAAUUACAAAAUAUGAAAGAGAAAUUCUUGCUGACUUCUCAACAUCUACAUGGAAGCCAGAAGAUAUCAAAAUGUCUUUAAGGUGCCUAGAGAAAAUAACUGUUACUUGGGAUUGUAUGCCAUUGGGCUUGUGUACUUCAAGAAUGAGGGCAUCAUAAAGUCAUUUUCAGAAGAUCUUUUAACCAACAGAUCCUCAUUAAAAAAAAAGAAAAAGCCAGAAGUAAAAUGCGAAAUACACCAUUAAAUCUAAACAUAUAUUAAAUAUUUAAAAUAAUGUCAGUGAUCUAAAUUGUCAAUUUUUUUAAUUAAUGUAAACCUAAAAUCCUUUUUUUUUAAUCCUGGACAACAGUAGAAUUUAAGGCAAGGAUGUGAGUGGUGGUGAUAAGAAUUAAAGCAUUUGAAGAAAUACUGUUUGGAAGGAAAGUAAGGAUGGUGAAUUUUAGACUUAGUUAACUUAAAUGUACAUGUUAAAAUGCCUAAAAUAAUUAGUAAGUAUUAAAAUAAUAGAAAUGAGAUGUAUAACUUCCAAACUAGUAAGAGGCAAAAAAAAAAAAAUACAAUAAGCAAGGAAAUCAAAGGUGUUGUAUAUGACUUCAGAAAUGGUAGAUACCAAAUUUUUUUCAUUGAUAAGUCAGUGGAACAAAAUAUAGUGUCUAGAAAUAGAAUAGAAAUAUAGUGUCUGGAAAUAGACCCAAACAUAUAUGGUCAAUUAAUUUUUGACAGCGGUGCAAAAAGCAACAAAUGGUGCUGGAACAAGUGGAUAGCCAUAUGCAAGAAAUUUAAUCUCGACCCAUAUUUUGCAUCAUAUACAAAAUUAAUUCAAAGGCAUGACCAAGAUGGCAGAGUAGUCAGAUGCUUCCAGUGAGCCCUCUUACAACAAAGACCUAAAAAAGCAAGUGAAACAAUUAUAUAUAUGACAGGUUAGAAGUCCUGAACAUCAAAAGCAAAGUUAUGAAAUCGGACUGAGUGAAGGCAAGAGAGAGAGAGUUCAGAAGCGGCAAGGAGUUGGCCAGACCUGAUUCAGUGGGAAACAGUGCCCCUCAGACACGAUCCCCAGGAGCAACCAUGGUGGGGUAGGACACGGUUUCCUCAGGAGAGAUAGGAAGCUGCACAGUCUGCUCACACUUCCAGAACCAGAGAAUAACAGUGCUCUAGGCAAAAGCUAAGUACUUGCAUUUAUUUUACCAUGUUCCAGACCCCAAGCUGGUUUCAGUGGCUGUCGAUUUCCCAGAGACCAAGAUAGGUCCUGCUGAGUGCUCUGAGCCAUUCUUCCAGCCUUGGAGGAAUUAACAUUUGGAGGAAAAGAUAAUCUGCCAACUCCACUAAGCUGGGGCACUCAGGACAGAAGCGGCUCCUGUCCAGGCACAAACAGUCCAUGGACUUUGAAUAGCUUUCACCCCUGCAUGGACCUGUGCAGGCGCAUUUCCGGAGAUUAGGCCGUUAUUGGCAGAAUGUGUAUGUGCUUGAGAUCUGACAUCAACUGUUUGAGCGAUGUGGUAGAAAGGUGGGUUUUUGAUGUUUGACACCACAUUGCCUAUUAAACAGGGUCCUCACCUACCCACAUCAAGGGCCUGAGGACCGGUGGCUCCACCCACGUCACCUAGUCACCUGCGACAGAGGUCCAAGGAUAAGUGGUGCCUCCCAGUCCUUACAACCAAAAGCGUUGGGUGCCCAUGGUCCGGCUUCAGAACCCACACACCUGUGCACUGUAGGGAAUAUGGACGUACUUUUCUCACACUCGGGGAUGGUUGUCACCUCCUGCCUUGUUCAGAGUGUGACCUUCCUGCUGCAAGCAGAUACCUGUGCCUACACCGAUCAUCCCUGCCCCUCUAAGACUGUAGGACAGACCCGGUAACACACACUUGAUGACCAACUACCUGGACACCUGAGCUGAAUCCAUACAAGAAAAAUCAGGUAAAAGAAUUUUAAAAAGUGAAGAAACCCUAAGAAUCAUGUGGGAUUCUAUCAAGAGAAAUAAUCUAUGAGUGAUUGGAGUACCAGAACAGGGAGGGAUAACCGAAAAUACUCAGAGAAUUGUUGAAGAUUUGUUGGCAGAAAACUUCCCUGUGAUAUCGUAAAAGAUGAGAAGAUAUCUAUCCAAGAUGCUCGUCGAACCCCGCAUACGGUAGCUCUCAAAAGAAAGUCACCAAGACAUAAUCAAACUUGCCAAAACCAAAGUUAAAGAAUUUUAAGAGUGGUUAGGGAUAAACAAAAAGUCACCUACAAAGUAGAAUCAAUAAGAAUAAACUCAGACUACUCGACAGAAACGUGCAGGCAAGAAGGCAAUGUGAUGACUUAUAUAAAGCAUUGAAGGGAAAAAAUUGCCAACCAAGAAUCAUAUAUCCAGCAAAACUGUCUCUCAAAUAUGAAGGCGAAAUUAGGACAUUUCCAGGUAAACAGAAGUUUAGGGAAUUUAUAAAAACCGAAACAAAACUAGAAGAAAUAGUAAAGGGAGUUCUCGGUUUACAAAAUCAAUAAUAUCAGAUAACAACCCAAGACUAGAACACAGGACAGAGCAACCAGAUCUCAACCCAGAUAAGGCAAUCACAAAAAUGAACCAAUAUUAAAAAAAAAAAAACACUUAAAACAGGGAAACGGUGAUAUCAUUAUGUAUAAAGAUGACAACAUUAAAACAAUAACGAGGGAAUAAAAAAUGUACUCAUAGAUCUUCAUGUGGAGAGGAAGUCAAGGUGAUAUAAACAAUAAAAGUUAGGUUUAAACUUAGAAAAAUAGGGGUAAAUAUACAGGUAACCACAAAGGAAAUUAACAGCCCUACACAUCAAAAAAAAAAAAAACAAGAAAAACCUAAAGACUCAGCAGAAACGAAAUGAACAACAACAAGUAAGAGGAAAAUACAAUAUAUAAUUCACAAAAAAUUAAGUGGAAAAAAGAAACUGUCAACAGCACAUACAAAAAAAGACAUCAAAAUGACAGCACUAAACUCAUAAAAAAAAAAAACCUAUCCAUAAUUACGCUGAAUAUAAAUGGACAAAAUGCACAAAUAAAAAGAGAGUGGCAGAAUGGAUUUUAAAUACAAGAGACACACCUUAGAGACAAAAACAAACUCAAAGCGUGGAAAAAAAUAUAUCAAGCAAAAAAAAAAAACAGCAAGGGUGGCAAUGUUAAUUUCUGACAAAACAGACUUUAAGUUAAAUCCACCACACAGGACAAGGAAGAACACGAUAUAAUUACGGGGCAGUGUACCAGGAGGAUAUAACCAUAUUAAAUAUUUGUGCACCCAAUGACAGGGCUUUAAUAUACAUAAACUCUAACAACAUUGAAACAUGAGAUAGCUCCACAAUAAUAGUUGGAGACUUCAACACACCACUUUCACUGAAGGACAGAACAUCCAGAAAGAAGCUUAGUAAAGACACAGAAGAUGUAAAUGCCGCAGUCAACCAACUUUACCUCAUAGACAUAUACAGAACACUCCACCCAGCAGCAGCCAUGUAUACUUUCUUUCCCAGUGCCCAUGGAACAGUCUCUAGAAUUGACCACAUAUUAGGUCAUAAAGCAAGCCUUAACAAGAUCCAAAACAUUGAAAUAUUACAAAGCAUCUUCUCUGACCAUAAAGCCAUAAAAGUAGAAAUCAAUAGCAGGAAAAAGAAAUCAAACACUUGGAAACUGAACAAUAUCCUGCUCAAAAAUAACUGGGUUAUAGAAGACAUUAACGACGGAAUAAAGAAAAUCAGAGAAUCCAGUGGGAGUGAAAACACUUCCUCAGAACCUUUCAGACUCAGCUAAAGCAGUGCUCAGAGGUCAAUUUAUAGCAAUAAAUGCACGCAUCCAAAAAGAAGGGCCAAAAUCAAAGAAGUAUAUACAACUUGAAUAAAUAGGAUGAGAGGAGCAAAAGAAGCCCUUGGGCACCAGAAGAAAUCAAAUAAUAAAAAUUAGAGCCGAAUUAAAUGAAAUAGAGAAUAGAAAAAUAAUUGAAAGAGUUAACAAGACCAAAAGCUGGUUUUUUGAAAAAAAUAAUAAAUCGAUAAACCAUUGGCCAAACUGACAAAACAGGAGAGGAAGCAAAUAACCCAAAUAAGAAACGAGAUGGAUGAUACCAGAACAGACCCAACUGAAAUUAAAAGAAUCAUAACAGAAUAGUAUGAAAAAUUGUACUCUAACAAAUUUGAAAACCUAGAAGAAAUGGACAAAUUUCUGGAUACACACUACCUACCUGAACUAACACAAACAGAGGUAGAACAACUAUAUAAACUGAUAACAAAAGAAGAGAUUGAAAAGGUAAUUAAAAAACUCCCAACAAAAAAAAACCCUGGCCCUGACAGCUUCACUGGAGAGUUCUACCAACCUUUCAGAGAAGUGUUAACACCACCACUACUAAAGGUAUUUCAGAGCAUAGAAAAAGAUGGAAUACUCCCAAACUCAUUCUGUGAACCCAGCAUAUUCCUGAUACCAAACCAGGUAAAGACACCACAAAAACGGAAAUUACACACCUAUGUCCCUCAUGAAAUUAGAUGCAAAAAUCCUCAACAAAAUUCUAGCCAGUAAAAUACAAGGUACCAAAAAAAUAAUUCACCAUGAUUAAGUGGGAUUCAUACCAGGUAUGCAGGCAUGAUUCAGCAUUACAAAAACAGUGUAAUCCGUCACAUAAAUAGAACAUAACACAAGAACCACAUGAUCUUACAAUUGAUGCCAAAAAUGCAUUUGACAAAAUCCAACACCCAUUCAUUAUAAAAUCUCUCAGCAAAAUAGGAAUAGAAGGGAAAUUCCUCAACAUAGUAAAGGGCAUUUAUACAAAGCCAACAGCCAACAUCAUCCUAAAUGGAGAGAGACUGAAAGCAUUCCCCCUGAGAACAGGAACCAGACAAGGAUGCCCUUUUUCGCCACUCUUAUUCAUCAUUGUGCUGGAGGUCCUAGCCAGAACAAUUAGGCUAGAUAAAGAAAUAAAGGGCAUCCAGAUUGGUAAAGAAGGAGUAAAAGUAUAUCUAUUUGCAGAUGACAUAACCUUAUACAUAGAAAACCCUAAAGAAUCCUCAAGGAAACUAAUAUUAGAGUUCCGCAGAGUAUCAGAAUACAAGAUAAACAUACGAAAAUUGGUUGGAUUCUUUACACCAACAAAGACAGCGUCGAAGAGGAAAUCAAUACUGUUUACAGUAGGCCCCCAAGAAGUUAAAAUACUUAGGAAUAAAUCUAACCAGAGACAUAAAAGACCUAUACAAAGAAAACUAUAAGACACUACUGAAAGCAACCAAAAGAGAGCUACAUAAGUGGAAAAACAUACCUUACUCCUGGAUAGGAUGACUCAACAUUGUAAAAAUGUAGAUACAAUGCAACUCCCAUCCAAAUUCUAACGACAUUUUUUAAUGAGAUGGAGAAACAAAUCACCAACUUCAUAUGUAAGGGAAAGAGGCCCCAGAUAAGUAAAGCAUUAUUGAAAAAAAAGAACAAAGUGGGAGGCCUCACAGUACCUGGUUUUAGAACGUAUUAUAAUGCCACAGUAGUCAAAACAGCCUGGUACUUGUAUAAUAACAGAUACAUAGACCAACGGACCAGAGUUGAGAAUCCUGACGUAAAUCCAUUUACAUACGAACAGCUGAUGUUUGACAAGGGCCCAAAGUCAGUCAAAUGGAGGAAGGACAGUUUGUUUAACAAAUGAUGCUGGCAUACCUGGACAUCCAUCUGGAAAAAAAAAAUGAAACAAGACCCAUACCUCACACCAUGCACAAAAACUAACUCAAAAUGUAUCAAAGACCUAAAUAUAAAAUCUAAAACAGCAAAGAUCAUGGGAGAAAAAAAUAGAAUCAAUGCUAGGAGCCCUAAAACAUGGUGUAAAUAGUAUAGAAAACAUUACUAACAAUGUACAAACACCAGAAGAGAAACUGGAUAACUGGGAACUCCUAAAAAUCAAACACCUAUGCUCACCCAAAGACUUCACCAAAAGAGAAAAAGAUUACCUACAGACUGGGAAAAAGUCUUUAGGUAUAACAUUUCCAUUCAAUGUAUGUUCUCUAAAAUCUACAUGAUACUGCACAAACUCAACAACAAAAAGGCAAAUAAUCCAGUUAAAAAAUGAGCAAAGGAUAUGAACGGGCACUUCACCAAGGAAGACAUUCAAGAGGCUAACAGAUACAUGAGGAAAUGCUCAUGAUCAUUAGUCAUUAGAGAAAUGCAAAUCAAAACUACAAUGAGAUUCCAUCUCCAGGAAGGCUGGCAUUAAUCCAGAAAACACAAAAUAGUAAGUGUUGGAGAGGUUGUGGAAAGACUGGAACACUUAUACCCUGCUGGUGGGAGCAUAAAAUGGUAUAACCACUUUGGAAAUUGGUUUGGCACAUCCUCAAAAAGCUAGAACUACCAUACGAUCCAGCAAUUGCACUCCUUGGAAUACAUCCUAGAGAAAUAAGAGCCUUCACCUGAACAGAUAUAUGCACACCUAUGUUCAUUGCAGCACUGAUUACAAUAGCAAAAACAUGGAAGCAACCAAGGUGCCCAUCAGUGGGAUGAAUGGAUAAAUAAAUCAUGGUAUAUUCACUAAAUGGAAUACUACGCAUCAGUAAAGAACAAUGAUGAAUCCAUGAAACAUUUCCUAACAUGGAGGAAUCUGGAAGGCAUUAUGCUGAGUGAAAUUAGACAAGUAUUGUAUGAGACCAGUAUUACAAGAACUCAAGAAAUAGUUUAAAGACAGAAGAAAAUGUCCUUUGAUUGUUACGAGGUUGAGGAGGGAGAGGGGCAUUCACUAAUUAUAUAAUAGACAAGAACUAUCUUAGGUGAAGGGAAAGACAACACACAAUACGAGAGAGGUCAUCUCAACUGGACUAACCCAAAAGCAAAGAAGCUUACUGAAUAAACCAGACACUUCAAAGGCCAGAGUAGCAGGGAUGGGGGUCUGGUUUCAGAGGACAUCUAAGUCAAUUUGCAUAAUAAAAUCUAGUAGGAAAACAUUCUGCAUCCCUCUUUGUUGGGUGGUGUCUGGGGUCUUCAGCGCUAGCAAGUGGCCAUCUAAGAUGCAUGAAUUGGUCUCAACCCACCUGGAGCAAAGGAGAAUGAAGAACAAAAGACACAAGGUCAGUAUGAGCCCAAGAGACAGAAAGGGCUGCAUAAACCAGAGAUUCCAUCAGCCGGAGACUGGAAGAACUAGAUGGUGCCCGGCUACCACAGAUGACUGCCCUGACAGGGAACGCAACAGAGAAUCCCUGAUGGAGCAGGAGAGCAGUGGAAUGCAGACCUCAAGUUCUCGUAAAAAGACCAGAGUUAAUGGUCUGACUGAGACGAGAAGGACCGCAGAGGUAAUGGUCCCCACCUUCUGUUAGCCCAAGACUGGAACCAUUCCCAAAGUCAAUUCUUCCGACAGGGAUUAGACUGGACUAUAAGAUAGAAAAUGAUACUGGUGAGGAGCGAGCUUCUUGGCUCAAGUAGACACAUGAGACUAUGUGGGCAGCUCCUGUCUGGUGGGAAAAUGAGAAGGCAGAGAGGGACAGAAGCUGGCUGAAUGGACACGGGGAAUACAUGGUGGAGAGAAGGACUGUGCUGACUUAUUAGGGGGAGAGCAACUAAGAGUACAUUUUUGUAUGAGAGACUGACUCGAUUUGUAAACUUUCACUUAAAGCACAAUAAAUUAAAAAUAAAAUUAAACAAUGCAAAAAAACUCAAAAUAGAUCAUACAGCUAAAUGUAAAACUGAAAACUAUAAACUUGUAGAAGAAAACAUAGGAGAAAAGCUUCAUGACCUUUGGUUAGUCAAAGAUUUCUUAGAUACAACAUCAAAAGCAUGACCCGUUAAAAGGAAAUGGAUAAAUUGAACUUCAUCAAAAUUGAAAACUUUUCCUCCUUAAAAGACACCAUCGAAAGAAUGAAAAGGGAAGGCAGAGUAGGAGAAAAUAUUUGCAAAACACCAGAAAAGAACCUGUAUCUAGAAUAUAAAAAUAAACUCUUACAACUCAAUAGUUUUUUAAAAAUGGGCAAAAGAUUUGAAUAAACUCUUCAUCAGAGAGGUAUAUAAUGGCAAAUAAGCACAUGGAAAGAUGGUCAAUAUCAUUCGUCUUUAGGGAAAUGCCAGUUGAAACCACAAUGAAAUACCACUACACAUCCAGUAGAAUGGCUAAAAUUAAAGCCUGACCAUACCAAGUAUUGUGAAGUGUGGAGCAACCGAACUUCUUCACUGCUGAUGGAAAUACAAAAUGCACAAUCAUUUCAGGAAAUAGUUUGGUAGUUUCUUAAACAUACCCACCAUACGACCUAAGCAUAUACCUCCUAGGCAUAUACCCAAGAGAAAUGAAACCAUAUAUCUGCACAAAGACUCGUACACAAAUAUGCAUAGUAACUUUACUUAAAAUACCAAAACCUGGAAACAACCCAAAGGCCAUCCACAGGGAAAUGAAUAAACAAACUGUGGCAUAUCUAUACAGGGGAGAAAAUGAAUAAAAUAAAAACAAUAAAAUGAACUACUGAUAUAUGCAACAACAAGGCUCAAUCUCUGCUGAGUGAAAGAAGCCAGGUUUGCGAGAGUGAACAAACUAAACUAGCUGCCUGGGGAUGGAGGGGGAGGGGUGCAUGAGUGAGUAGGGCUCGGGGGAAGGAAUUUCAGAGGGGCAAAGGAAGCUUUUGGGAGUCAUCAAUGUGUUCAUUGUUCUGAUCGAUUAUGGUUUCACAAAACCUUUCAAACUACACAAUAAAUGUGUGCUGUUUCAUACGUCAGUUAUAACUCAGUAAAUAUGGGGGUAAGGGAGACGGCUCCCCUGUGCUGCUCAGUAUAUUGAAGAGGUUUCUGUGAGAGAAACCAGGGUCAAAAUCUAUUUAAUAUGGGCUUGAAGUAUCAUAUGAUUCUCUCAAAAGAGCCUUUUGACUUCAUAAAGAUAAUAGAAUUUCCCAAAAUACUACAAAAAAAAAUAAUGCCUAUUGUAGAAAAUAUAUGGAACACAGUUCUACUUUGAUACACAUGGGGUUGCCAUGAGCCAGAAUCCUCUUGACAGUGACUAGUGUAUUAUAGAAAAAUGUAGAACAUUCAGAUAAAAAGGAAGAAACUAAAGUUACUCAAAAAUCUCACACUGAGAGGUGAGUGUGUAUAUGUAUAUGUGUGUAUUUUUAAAAUAUGGAUGAUGGUUAAAGUCACCCGAUUUCUUAGUUUUCCAUUAUAUCAUGUACAUUUUUCUCUGACAUUAAAUAAUUUUAUGCUUAUCUUAGUAAAGAUUUUCUCAGGAAUAUAAAAGUAUGCAGAAUUUGAAGUCUUUUGACACAUACUGCCAAAUUACUAGGAAAGCUUAUUCAUGUCACUUCCUAACCUGUUACCUUUAAGAAUUUUGGCCAUUUUAUUAAGCGAAAUGGAAUCUUAAAUUUAUCAUCUUACAUUCAGAAUUACUUGAAUGUUUAAAUUGUGUAAUAUUUGAUGCAUACAAUAGAAUAUGUAACUCAUUUAAGUUAUGAAGCAUAUUCAUGAACCCAUCAUAAAACAUCAGAAGCAGAACAUUGUAGAAAGGGUAUGGCAGGGGCUUCUGACUUUCUCUAACUUCACAAGGGGGAGGGAGAAUCAAAAUCAACAGCCCAAGGCUGAUUUCUGUGGGAGAGAGGUCAGACAUGCCUCCUCUCUCCGCCAUCCUUACCAAUUCUGACACCAACUAUCCCUCUCACGACAUUCUCUACUUCUCUGCUGAGUUCGGUAACUCAUUGCAAUGGCCACACAGAAGUCACAGACAGUACUCACAGUUACGGGGUUUAUUAGGGAAGUAACAGAUUACAAUUCAGGUAACAGAUUACAACUCAGGAUACAUUUCUUUAAUCAGGACAGACUCUUCUUAGCCAUGGCUCUCUCAGACCCUCAGCCUCUGACCUGUUGGGGCAAGUGUUAAAAACCUCUUUUAGCUCUGCAGAUAAGUGUCCUGAGGCACCCUACUCUGCCAGUAAGCCUCAGCCUGAAAGCGCUCAGCUCCAACUCUGUGGCAAACCUAGCUCCCCCAAGUGCCCAGAGGCACCCUACUCCACCAGCAGGCCUCCUGCCCAAAGGUGCUGAAUCUUUCUCGCUCUCUGGGCCAGGAAGCCCACCACACUGCCUCCUGCAGGUCUCCCCUGCUGCCAUUGCUGUGCCACAGCCUCUCUCUAUCUUCAGUGUUAAAGCUUGCCCUCUCUUUAAUCAGUCUCCUGAUUCCAGCAGCUUCUCAGCUCAGAGAGUUUCUCAGCUCAGGGAUCCUGGGUCCAAAGACAUGCUCCACUCCUGCCUCAUUUUAAGCCUAGCAGGAUAGCAGCACUGACCAAUACCCUUGUUAGGGUUCAUCCAUCUUAUUUGCGUGGUCCCACCCAGUCAUUUAGUGGGAGGUACAAAGACUAUGGAUGGAAGGGCCACAUGAAGUAAUUCAUUACACCACAAACAUCACUAUCACUAAUGCACCUCCCUGUGCCAUCCUUCCUUAUCCCUUCCCUCCACAGGUAAUCACUAUGAUGAGUUUUGUAUUUUGCAGUUCGUUGCUUUUUCAUGUCUAAUUUUAUCAUAUAUGUAAACAACAUAUUUAAUUUUUCUUGUUUUGAACUUUGUAAAAAUGGUUAUCAUUUAGUAUGUAGAGUUUUGAUUUGCUUUUUUUCACUCAACGUUUCUAAGAUUGAGGUUGAACAUAUUUAUGUGUCUAUUGGCCACUUGUAUGUUCACCUUAGAAAUUACCUGUUUGUAUUCUUUGUCCAUUUUUCUAUAGGGUGGUUCUUUUUUUUCCUGGAAUGGAUUAGUUUCAAGGUUCCUGCUUACUCUAAAUUCUGUGACUCUUAAGAUUUUUUUAUAAAAGUAUCAUUGGGGAGUUUUAAUGUUAUUUGAUAAAAUAAUUAUUCAGAUAAAUGGAUCUCCAAAAUCUUAUUUUUCAGAACGUAUUGUUAUUUUUUGGAAACCCUGGUGGCGUAGUGGUUACGUGCUACAGCUGCUAACCAAAAGGUCCGCAGUUCGAAUGAACUGGUGCUCUUUGGAGACUCUAUGAGGCAGUUCUACUCUGUCUAUAGUUGGAAUCAACUUGAUGGCAACGUUUUUUUGUUUCUUUGUUUGUUUAAUUUCCCUCUCACUCCAUUCCACUGCCAUCAAGUCAGUUCCAACUCAUAGUGACGCCAUAGGGUUUCCAAGGCUGUAAAUCUCUACGGAAGCAGACCGCCACAUCUUUCUCCCAAGGAGCUGCUGGUGGUUUCAAAUCACCAACCUUUUAGUUAGCAAUUGAUCAUUUUAACCACUGCCCCACUGAAAAAAAAGCACUCCUUAAUUUCCCUCUAACCAACCAACCUAUUGCUGUCAAGUCGAUUCCUACUCAUAGCAACCCUACAGGACAGAGUAGAAUUGCCCCCAUAGAGUUUCCAAGGAGCACCUGGUGGAUUACGAGCUGCUGACCUUUUGGUUAGCAGCUGUAGCACUUAACCACUACACCAGCAGGGUUUCCACAUUCCCUCUAGGAGAUAGGAAUUGUUAUUUGUUGCUAUAUUGAAAUGAAAUGUUUUGUUAGGCAUAGUCCCCCUCCCCCCAGACCUACAAAUGCUUUCUUGAUCCAUGUGCAUCUGCCUAUGUGUGGUAAGAUUCCUUCAUGAAAAUGAUGAAACCGAGUGGUCACAAUUUACCUCAACUGGUCUUUAUAAUGGAAAUUCUUUUUUAAAAAAUGUAUUUAUAUUUUUUCAAUUGGACAGUUGAAGUUUUUCAAAGGAGAUCAUUUUGUAAAAGUUUGUUCUUUCCACGUGAUGUGGACCCUUCAGACUGGGAAUCAUACAGCAGCAUUUCAAAAGGGCAUUGGGUACCUGGAGCAGAUGUCAGGGCUCUUAUGUCUAUAGGAAAAGUGAAGUAAAAUAAAUAUUGGCUAGAGCAGUGGCUCUCUAACUUUCUUGGCCUGAGCUCACUUAAGCAGUUUGAAAGACACCCAUUUAUACUUUUGGAUAGAAAAAAAAAAAAAAAAAUUAAUUCUAACAAAAAAUUAGAGAGGAACAAAAUAAUAAAAAGCAUACUGGAAGACUGGUCAUAUUCAGUGCAUUAAAUUGAGAGGCUUUGUUUUCCAGGAACAUCCAUGAUGGAGGAAAAUGGUAAUACUUUUGAUGUGAACCCAGAAAGGACUUAGAAUUUUGGUUCCACUAGCCAACCCUUAAAACUGGGGAUUUUGAAGACUGUCUUGUUUUAAUUCAUUCCCAGAAGUAUCAAUAAACUAAAAUAUGAAAUACAGUCAUAAAAGAAGGGAAACCCUGGUGGCAUAGUGGUUAAGAGCUACGGCUGCUAACCAAAGGGUCGGCAGUUCGAAUCCUCCAGGCACUCCUUGGAAACUCUAUGGGGCAGUUCUACCCUGUCCUCUAGGGUCACUAUGAGUCGGAAUCGACAGCACUGGGUUUGGUUGUUUGUUUGUUUUGUUUCAGAAAAGAAACGAUUGGUGCAAACGGGAGGACUACUGUCAUUAAAGAUGAAGUUUCCAUGUUGUUGUUAGGUACAGUCGAGUUGGUUCUGACUCAUAGGGACCCUGUGUACAACAGAACAAAACACUGCCCGGCGCUGCACCAAGCUCAUAAUCAUUGUUAUGCUUGAGUCCACUGUUGCAGCCAUUGUGUCAAUCCACCUCUUGAGGAUCUUCCUCCUUUAGCUGACCCUCUACUCUGCUAAGCAUGAUGUCCUUCUCCGGGGACUGUUCCUUCCUGAUAAUAUGUCCAAAGUAUGUGAGACGAUGUCUCACCAUCCUUGCUUCUAAUGAGCAUUCUGGCUGUACUUCUUCCAAGACACAUUUGUUUGUUCUUCUGGCAGUCCGUGGUACGUUCAAUAUUCUUCACCACCACCAUAAUUCAAAGGCAUCAGUUCUUCUUCAGUCUUCCCUAUUCAUAGUCCAGCUUUCACAUGCAUAUGAGGUGAUUGAAAACAUCAUGGCUUGGGUCAGGCAUACCUUAGUCCUCGAAGUGACAUCUUUGCAUUUUAACACUUUUAAGGAGGUCUUUUGCAGCAGAUUUGCCGAAUGCAAUACUGUGAUUUCUCUUGACUGCUGCUUCCGAGAGCAUUGAUUGUGGAUCCAAGUAAAAUGAAAUCCUUGACAACUUCAGUAUUUUCUCUGUUUAUCAUGAUGUUGCCUGUUGGUCCAGUUGUUUUCUUUAUGUUGAGGUGUAAUCCAUACUGAAGUCUGUGGUCUUUGAUCUUCGUCAGUAAGUGCUUCAAGUCUCUACACUUUGAGCAAGCAAGGUUGUAUCAUCUGCGUGUAUCUCUAAUUAUUAAUGAGCCUUCCUCCAAUCCUGAUGCUGCACUCUUCUUCAUAUAGUCCAGCUUCUCAGAUUAUUUGCUCAGCAUACAGAUGGAAUAAGUAUUGGGAAAGGAUACAGCCCUGAUGCACACCUUUCCUGAUUUUAAACCAUGCAGUAUCCUGUUGUUCUGUUCGAAUGACUGCCUCAUGAUGUGCAAGUUCCUCAUGAGCACAAUUAAGUGUUCUGGAAUUCCCAUUCUUCGCAAUGUUAUCCAUAAUGUGUUAUGAUCCACAUAGUCAAAUGCUUUUGCAUAGUCAAUAAAACACAGGUAAACAUCUUUCUGGUAUUUGCUUUCAGCCAGAACCCUUCUGGCAUCAGCAAUGGUACCCCUGGUUCUACAUCCUCUUCUGAAUCCAGCUUGAAUGGCUAAUGUACUGCCACAGCCAUUUUUGAAUGAUCUUCAGCAAAAUUUUACUUGUGUAUGAUACUAAUUAUAUUGUUUGAUAAU
Molecule: messenger RNA, 25654 nt
Organism: Loxodonta africana (African savanna elephant)
Lineage: Eukaryota; Metazoa; Chordata; Mammalia; Proboscidea; Elephantidae
Gene: IFT88
Product: intraflagellar transport 88
Exons: 25
Coding region: 170-2437 (755 amino acids)
Biological process (GO): intraciliary transport; inner ear receptor cell stereocilium organization; non-motile cilium assembly
Cellular component (GO): ciliary basal body; centriole; ciliary base
Molecular function (GO): kinesin binding
Source: RefSeq, a predicted model, not a curated record